AUGUUUAGAAGCAGGAUUUUCGGUACCCCGCCUGAACCUGUGUUCAAUAUGAAGACGGCAUGUUUGCCACCAGAGUUACUAGAAGAAGCGUUAUAUGCUCUUGCUGCUGAAAACGAAAAAAGUAUGAAUAGCGCCAAUGGCUUGCAAGGCUUUUUCAAAGGAGGGAAAAAUGCAGAAUAUGUUUUUCUCCUCUGUGAAGAAAUGGGUUUACCGACUCAAACCCGCUUUUUAGCAAUUGAAAUUUUUGACAGGUUCAUGGCAAAGCAUGUUUGUGAUCUUUAUGAUUUAAUACGUUCAAAUUCUGAGACAAACCUACAGAGAAACUGGAAAGAAGUGGAGAACAGAAUAAAGACUCAGCUGCCACUUCGAGUUAUGUCUUGUGUGCAGCUUGCGAGCAAACUGACUUCACAUUACAAGGCAAUAACCCCUAGCAAAGGUCAGAGGUUCUUGAACUCAAUUGGUCAUUGUUAUACACUGGGGAGUAUAGUAAAGUCAGAGUUGCGGAUUCUGCAGACUCUUGACUAUCAUAUCUUAAUCACAACACCCUUAACAUUUCUGGAAACUAUCCUUGAGAUUCUUGGACACAAUGACACACAAGCACAAGUAAAAUUACUUCAUGAUGCCAGUGUUAAGCUCCUUGACAUAGUCUACCUCAAGUUUGAAGAAAUCUACAGCAAGUUGUGUAUGGCUGCAACAGGAGAGAGUUGUGUUAAAGAUGGCAGACAAAGCCUGGCAAUCAUUAGUAGUGAUCUCAUGUUGCUUGCUGUUUCAGUCAUUGGGGCUGCAUCCUACAUUGUGAAUCAGACAACAAGUGACAUGGUAAUAGAGCAACUUGGUCUUAUCACUCAGAUUCCAGUGGAUGAUGUUUUAGACUUUGCCACAAUAAUCAUUGAGAAUACAUUAUAA
This is a messenger RNA of Pocillopora verrucosa, 906 nucleotides long. RefSeq names its product cyclin N-terminal domain-containing protein 1-like. Lineage: Eukaryota; Metazoa; Cnidaria; Anthozoa; Scleractinia; Pocilloporidae. Gene Ontology annotation, biological process: reciprocal meiotic recombination. The record is from RefSeq and is a predicted model, not a curated record. Gene Ontology annotation, cellular component: site of double-strand break.